Molecule: messenger RNA, 533 nt
Organism: Lucilia sericata (common green bottle fly)
Lineage: Eukaryota; Metazoa; Arthropoda; Insecta; Diptera; Calliphoridae
Exons: 1
Coding region: 50-214 (54 amino acids)
Source: RefSeq, a predicted model, not a curated record
AAACAUUUUGUAAACUUUUGAUAAUUUACAAUUUUUCGGAAAACUCAAAAUGAAAUUUUUAAAUAUUUUCUUUUUAUUCGGUUUAUUGGCUGUACUGGCCACCAUGGGUACUGUAGUAAAGGCUGAACCCUUACCCAGUCCACGCGGUCGUCCUGCCACCACCAAACGUCCCAAAACCGAGGGUGACAACAAUGAUGCGGGCGACAGACGCUAGCUAAGUUCGGAGGAAACAUUAUCACGUCAAAAGGUCUCCUGUACCAGUCCGCAAAAAUUAAAUAAUCGCAAAAUAAUGGUCCAUUGUUAUGGUGAAAAUAAAUUACAAACUGUUGAAAUCUUAUUAAUUUGAAUUUAAAUUUUGUAUUAAAAUUACAUAUGUAAUUUUUUUUUAAUUGAAUUAAUUAAUUUGCUGUUGUUGACGUAGAAGUUCAAAUUCAUUGAUGUUUUUCAUUUGUCGUGUGUUUAUCUGUAAUCGGUGUCGGUAUGAGUUUUAUAAUAAUUAUAAAAAAAUUUAUUAAUAAAUUGAUUUAAAACAA